Molecule: messenger RNA, 279 nt
Organism: Linderina pennispora
Lineage: Eukaryota; Fungi; Kickxellomycota; Kickxellomycetes; Kickxellales; Kickxellaceae
Product: barwin-like endoglucanase
Exons: 1
Source: RefSeq, a predicted model, not a curated record
CCGGGCCUUGGAUCCUGCGGUCUGACUAACACUGACACCGAUAUGAUCGCCGCCAUCAGCGCCCCCCAGUACGGCACCACCGCCAACCCGAACAAUGCCCCUAUCUGCGGCAAGUGUGCUCUUGUCAACGGCCCCAAGGGCCAGGUCAAGGUCAAGAUCGUCGACCGUUGCCCCGUGUGCAAGACCGGCGACCUGGAUCUCAGCCCGUCGGCCUUUGAGAAGAUCGGCAACUUUGACGAUGGCCGUAUCUCCAUCUCCUGGUCGUUUGUCGACUGCUAA